Molecule: messenger RNA, 889 nt
Organism: Diprion similis
Lineage: Eukaryota; Metazoa; Arthropoda; Insecta; Hymenoptera; Diprionidae
Exons: 6
Coding region: 16-849 (277 amino acids)
Source: RefSeq, a predicted model, not a curated record
AAACAGUUCGCCAGAAUGAAGACUAUCGCUCUCGUGUUAUUGAUCGUCGCUACGGCAUCUGCUAUCGAGUGGACUGAUCUUCGUGUGAAAUGGAUAUCUUCAGAGAAGGAUCCUUUACAUACAGAUAGCAUGUACCAGAUGCCACGUACAGAAUCUGAUGCUAUUAGCCAAAGUUGGGUAGAAGUAAAAGGUGUCACUUCCUUGAAUUUGAGGGUGUAUUGCUUCGAAGAAGGCGAUGGUCGUGUCUGUCUUGAAUUCGAUUCUUAUGGGAACAUUGCUGCUAUACAGGUUGCCGUACUCUACAGUGAUAUUGAAAAUGUACAAAGUUUCUACAACAUGUCGACUAUAAACCAGUAUCAGAUUAAAACAAUAUUUGGUGAAGAUUAUUGGACCAGUACAGUCUAUUUCAUAUCCCCGGAAACUAUUGCAGCUGGUGGACGCAGCGAAAUGAACGGUCUUACCGGGACUGAAGGAAUCUGGAUCGGGACAACCGAUGGAUUUAUAACAAUUCCCAGAUAUGUGUCGGAUUGGGAUCCUGUAUGGAUAAAAGAAGCCUGUAUCAAUGAGAUGGGAACUCACUAUCAGUACGCGAUGAACAAAUCCACGGAAUGUACAGAGGUCAAGCCUUGGUUUUUUAUGGAACAAGAAGGCGAGUUGGUUGCUUUUGGAUUACAGGGAUUCGGUAGAACAACUUACAAAAAUCGUAACUGGUACGAGUUACUUCUACCGCCUACUCUCAGAGAGAUCAUACCGACAAUUGCAGAAUGCGUCAUCGAUUGGACAACGGCUUACGGUUGCAUCUGCAUGCAUGUAUUCUUGACUUCAGAAUCAUGGACGUACGUUUGUUAACAGCAACGGUGUACGACACGCGACGAUUCCCCGUAAACAA